Dictyostelium discoideum AX4 is the source of this 855-nucleotide messenger RNA. RefSeq lists its product as hypothetical. The transcript has 2 exons. The record is from RefSeq and is a predicted model, not a curated record. The coding region runs from base 1 to 855 and encodes 284 amino acids. Lineage: Eukaryota; Evosea; Eumycetozoa; Dictyosteliales; Dictyosteliaceae.
AUGGAAGAAACUAAUACAAGAUGUUCUAUUUGUUUGUCAGAUAUUGAGAAUCAAACAAAAAAUAAUCAAUGUAAUCAUAUAUAUUGUUUUGAUUGUAUAUUUAAUUGGGUAAAAAGUAAUGAUUCUUGCCCAUUAUGUAAAGUAAAGAUUAAAGAAUUAAUAAAUAAUGAUAAUGAAAUUAUUAAAGUUGAAGAACCAAAGAAACCAGCACCAGAGAAUGUUGAAGCUGAUAUUAGUUGUUUAGAUAACAAAUUCUUUUUAGAAGAAGUUGAAAAGUUAUUAUCAAUUUCACAUAGUAUAGUAUUACAAAUGGAAGGAUUAAUGACAUCACAUAAAAAAGUGUACGUUACACCAACAAUGACAACUGAAGAUACCAACAGAUUGAAUCAAAUCACUGAUAGAUUAUAUAUACUUCAAAAGGAUUUAGAAAAUUAUGAAAAUGCAUUCGACCCUGAAGAUUUAUUAUCAACAUUAUACAUUUACGAAACCACUUUAACAGAUCUUAAAAAUAUUUAUUUAUCAGAAUUUUUAAAUAAUAAUAAUUUAAAUGGUAAUAAUUAUAGUAAUAGAAAUAGAAAUAAAUAUAAACAAAAUCAUACUACUAGUGGAGAUAUAAGAGGUGGUUAUACUAAUUACAAUGAUGAUGACUAUGAAUCUGAUGAAUAUGAAGAUGAAGAUUAUUAUGAAAUUCAAGAUCAAAUUUAUAAUAAAUCUAAUAAUAAUAGUGGUGGUGGUAAUGGUAAUGUUAGUAGAAAUUCAAAAUUAAAUAAUAGUAAUAAUAAUAAUUUAAAUUUUAAUAAUAAUAAUAAUAAUAAUAAUAAUAAUAAUGAUAAACCGACACCAAGUAAAAGAUAA